AUGGUUCAUGAUUUCAGUCUCAACCUAAUCAUUAGAGCCUUCACUUUUCUCUUUAUACCAAUCUUCUUCGUCUACUCCGCAACUUCAUCUCCCUUUAAACAAAAAUCCUCCAUUAAUGUAUGGCCAAAGCCAAGAACCGUUUCGUGGUCUCAACCACAAGUCCAUCUCCUCUCCCCCACCUUUUCCAUCGCCUCGCCAUACCACUGCUACCUCACGGCCGCCGCCAACCGCUAUCGCGGGCUGAUUCUGGCUGAGCACCAUCGACCAUUGGUUGCGCCUUCUGUCGCCCUCAAUACCUCGGCUACCCCAUUGCAGGCCCUCAGUGUGGAUGUGGCCGAUCUCACCGCGCCCCUCCACCAUGACGUCGAUGAGUCAUACUCUCUCCUCAUCCCCGCCAACGGCAGCGUCGCCCGUCUGACUGCCGGAACAGUAUGGGGAGCCAUGAGAGGCCUCGAGUCCUUCUCCCAACUCGUCUGGGGGAGUCCCUCGGUCGUCGCAGUCGGUAUCCAUUUGUCGGAUUCGCCGCUUUUUGGACAUAGGGGACUGAUGCUCGAUACCGCAAGAAAUUAUUAUCCUGUGGGAGACAUACUGAGGACGAUAGCCGCCAUGAGCGCCAACAAGCUCAACGUCUUCCAUUGGCACGUCACUGAUUCCCAUUCUUUCCCGUUGGCUGUGCCUUCGGAGCCGGAUCUCGCAGAGAAGGGCUCUUACGGAUCGGACAUGCAGUAUUCGCCCGACGAUGUGGCGCGAAUUGUGGAGUUUGGGCUUCAACACGGCGUAAGAGUUAUGCCGGAAAUCGACUCUCCAGCUCAUACUGGAUCUUGGGCCGAAGCAUAUCCAGACAUAGUGACUUGUGCCAACAUGUUUUGGUUGCCAGCCGGGGCACCAUGGAAGGAUCGCCUCGCGGCCGAACCAGGAACCGGUCAACUAAACCCAUUACACCCCAAAACCUACGAAGUCGUCAAAAACAUCAUAAACGACGUUAUUAGAUUAUUCCCUGAACCGUUUUACCAUGGGGGUGCUGACGAGGUCAUCCCCAACUGUUGGAAAUCAGAUCCAACCAUCCAAUCCAUGUUAUCCAAUGGUGGAACUCUUACUCAACUCUUGGAGACUUUCAUCAACUCCACCUUGCCAUAUAUAACCUCCCUCAAUCGUACGGUUGUAUACUGGGAGGACGUUUUACUCGAUGAAACCAUCCGGGUUGACCCAAAAUUUCUUCCUCAAGAGAACGUCAUUUUACAGACGUGGAAAAACGGCCAUAACAACACGAAACACAUUGUUUCAGCAGGGUACCGUACGAUCAUCUCGUCGGCGGAGUUCUAUUAUUUGGACUGUGGCCACGGUGACUUUACAGGGAACAACGACAUUUACGACAUACAAACUGGCACGACUGAGAAUGAUGGUGGGUCAUGGUGCGGUCCAUUCAAGACUUGGCAAACAAUAUACAACUAUGACAUCCUUUACGGGUUGAGUAAAGAAGAGUCUAAAUUGGUGCUCGGUGGUGAGGUUGCGCUUUGGUCAGAGCAGGCUGAUCAGACAGUUCUUGACUCUCGGGUUUGGCCUCGGGCUUCUGCGUUGGCCGAGGUGUUGUGGUCUGGAAACCGCGAUGAGAACACUGGGAUAAAGAGGUCUGCAGAAGCCACUGAUCGGUUGAACGAGUGGAGAAGCAGAAUGGUGAAGAGAGGAAUUGGAGCAGAACCUAUUCAACCACUUUGGUGUGUUAAAAAUCCGGGAAUGUGCAACACAGUCAACUAG
Humulus lupulus (European hop) is the source of this 1755-nucleotide messenger RNA. Its product is annotated as beta-hexosaminidase 2-like. Gene Ontology annotation, cellular component: membrane. Lineage: Eukaryota; Viridiplantae; Streptophyta; Magnoliopsida; Rosales; Cannabaceae. The coding region runs from base 1 to 1755 and encodes 584 amino acids. The record is from RefSeq and is a predicted model, not a curated record. Gene Ontology annotation, biological process: carbohydrate metabolic process; glycosaminoglycan metabolic process. The transcript is spliced from 2 exons. Gene Ontology annotation, molecular function: beta-N-acetylhexosaminidase activity.